AUGAUUGACGAUGGAAAAAGUAUUUCUCAUGAAUUUCGUGCUCGAAGAGUAGAUGGUAUUGUCGAUGGUUUAGAAGAUGCUGCGAAUCAGAGUCGCCUAUCACAUGAUCGUAUGUCAGCUGAAGAAGCACGACUAUUUGCUGAAAUAUCAAAAGGCAACAUUAAAAGACACAAAGCAUUUUUAACAAUAAGAAACAACAUUUUACGAUUGUGGUUUGAUGAACCUCGAUACCAGUUAACGUUUGAUAAAGUUGUUGAAACAUUAGGCAAAAUCGAUGCAACACUUUUAUCUGAAGAACGUGUAUUAGUCGGAAAAAUUUUCUUCUAUUUGGAACGUUAUGGAUAUAUUAAUUUCGGUAUUUUUCGUCGACAAACAACUACACCGGAGAAAAAAAAAGGACAAAUCAUUAUUAUUGGCGCUGGAAUAGCGGGGAUUAUAGCUGCCAGACAGUUACAAUUUUUUGGUUUUGAUACAAUCAUAUUAGAAGCACGAGCUAGAAUCGGUGGUCGAAUAGCAACAUUUCGAAAGAAUGGCUACGUUGCUGAUCUGGGCGCAAUGGUUAUCACUGGAUUAGGUGGUAAUCCAGUGUCUGUACUUCAGACACAAACAAAUCUUGAUCUUGUCCCUGUCAAACAUAAGUGUCCAAUGUAUGAAUGUUCUUCUGUUGUGGUUCCAAAAGCAAAAGAUGAAGUCGUUGAACGUGAAUUUAAUCGUUUACUGGAAGCUUGUUCAUAUUUAUCUCAUACACUUGAUGUUAGCGAAAUAACAAAACAACCAUUGUCCCUUGGUGAUGUUUUCGAAUUGUUGAUACGUGUCCAAGAAAAAGCUGUACGUGAAAAGUAUUUAGACUAUUUACGAAGUAUAUCGAAGUUGAAGGAAAAUCUACGUUCACUUGUAACUGAAAUGUAUGAAAUGCGUUCAAAAUGUCUAAGUUUAAAUAAAGAUUAUACGAAUGUUAUUCAAGUACCCGAUAAUGGAAAUAUUUUAGAAGAAUUUGUUAUACGGGAUAUUGCAAAAGAUCUUGUUAAAGCAACAGACGAUUAUAGUCGGCUUGAAAUACAGUGUGAACAAUUGAAAGAACAAAUUCGUAUAGCAGAGGAAAAUCCACCGCCACGCGUUUAUCUCAGUGUACAAGAUCGUCGUAUCUUAGAUUGGCAUUGUGCUAAUUUGGAAUUUGCUAACGCAGCGCCUCUAUCGUGCUUGUCCUUAAAAUAUUGGGAUCAAGAUGAUGAAUACGAAUUUAGUGGCUGUCACUUGACUGUGCGAAAUGGUUAUUCCGUAUUGCCUAUUGCAUUGUGUGAAAAUUUAAGUAUUAAAUUGAAACAUAUUGUUAAAAAAAUUGUAUAUACCGCAAGUGGUGUUCAUGUUCAUGUUGAAAGUGGUGAUGAGUCCAAAGCUUUGAUAUAUGAAGGGGAUGCUGUAUUAGUUACAGUACCGUUAGGUGUUUUGAAAGAAAAUGUCAUUGAAUUUGAACCAACGUUACCAGAAUGGAAACAAUCGGCUAUCGAUCGAUUAGGAUUUGGAAAUUUGAAUAAAGUUGUAUUGUGUUUUGAAAAAGUCUUCUGGGAUCCAACUCACACUUUAUUUGCUCACGUUGAAGCAUCAACGUCAUGUCGUGGUGAAUUAUUUUUAUUCUGGUGUUUUGUUAAACCACCGGUACUUAUUGCAUAUAUUGCUGGUGAAGCGGCCAAUGUUGUUGAAUGUGCAACAGACGAUAUUAUUAUUGGACGAACACUCGUUGUACUUAGAAAUAUAUUUGGAACCGCUUCUGUACCGACGCCAAAAGACACAAUAGUUACACGAUGGAAAAGUGAUCCGUUUGCUCGUGGUUCUUACUCGUAUGUGGCUGUUGGAGCCUCAGGCGAUGACUAUGAUAUUCUUGGACGUCCUGUUGUAAGAGAAGAUGAAAUUAAGCCAAGAUUGUAUUUUGGUGGGGAACAUACAAAUCGAAAUUAUCCAGCAACUGUCCACGGCGCUUUACUGAGUGGUCUGAGAGAAGCAAGACGUAUUGCUGGUAUGACUUUGUCUUAUGCUCCUAUCUCAUCUCAUAUGGUUAGAGACACUUUUUAUUUUAGAUACGUUCCUUGGUUCCAUUUGCGAAGUUUCGACUAAUUAAAAUAUGACUUUUCCUAAGAUCUUUUUAUUUUAUUGUUUUUGAAAAGAUUACUGUACCUCUAUUUUAAGAGAUAUUAUAGGUGCGCUCGCUAAAUAAAAUUAAUGUUGUACAUUCUGGAAUCUUUUGUUCAAUUGAGCAAAGUACAGUGAGUCUGUUAACUGGAAGUCUGCAUUAGAUAAAUAUUCCAUGAACAUUUCCUCAUUUUAUUCGCUGUACAUAAACACAUAAUAAGAGAUUUUUAGCAAAAUGUUUUCCGGUUUGCUUAGUUUAGGCUUGAAAUUUUAUCCGUCCAUAUCAGGGACGUUUGAGGCACAAUUCCUCAAACAAAAUAGGUGGACGCUUUUUUGCUGUAAAAAUUCAUUUUCCAGAUGGUACACUGAAGACUCGAACCUCUGAGAUGGUACAAAAGGCCUCAGAUACUUAGGUUCAUAUCUUAGGUUGACACCGCGGGUUCAUAUCCAAGAUAAAACUCACAUGAGAAUAGUAGUUUUUAAAUGAGAAAAAGAAAAUUCAAUUCAGAGUUCUUAUUUCUUCUGACACUGGCAUUUGCUAUCUGGUCGCGAGUGUAAACAACAGAAUAAUGACAUAUGACGCAAGAAAAGGUAUACCGUGGGCACGCGCGACAUUUGUGCGCACAAUGUAUCACACGACAUUUGGGUGCAACGACAGUUGAGGUUCAAAGGCGCCGGUGCGGAUGUAGGUUAGGGUAAUGGUGAGUAUCGAUGAAGAUUAAACAAAAAGUGAUUACAGUUGGAUAUGAGUAAUAUAGAAAAAGCUCUCAUACCGUACCAAGUUUGUUUAAAGAAAAUUUUAUCGUUAUGCAGCAUACUUUAACAAAUGCACUCUUACUGAAUGCUUUUGUCGUACAUGCACCCAAAUGCCGUUAUGCCCGAACGUCGCUGCUCCGAAAUGUCGACGCCCAAAUGUCUGGUAAUCCCAUGAAAAAGAAGAGUCAUCGGUUCAUUCGAGAUAUAGAUCUUCGUUAGAGAAAAUAAACAUUUCUUGUGUUAACAAGUUAUAAACAACAACAAGUUGUGCUAACAGUUUAUAGUAAUUGCUUUCUGUCUAUGAAAUGAUGAAUGACUGUGAUCUGAACGAGCUUAUAUAACAGAACACAGUAAGUGUCGAAGCCAUCCAACCCGAUGGAAUCGCAUAUAUGCUUCAAUAAACCAUAUUUACAUCCUGGUGGGGUGCUGUGUGUUGGCCGUCAAACGGUUUGAAAGCUGGCCAUACGAGUGCGUGUAUUGUAUAGACAAAAGGCAAGGAAAUAGUAUCAAGAUGUGGCGAUAUCAGGAUGUGCAUAUGGCUCAUUUGACAAGUUACUGUGUCUAGAACGUAAUCUCUUCGUGUAUCGAAAAUAACAAGGAAGAUGCUCCAAAGGCAAAAGUGGAGCAGAAUUGGUUUCUCCUUGAUUUACACGUGAUUGGAUAGAGCUGGUGGAGUAGAAAGGUUAAGGUUGUUGGUAGUACGUUGUUGAAAUUAUUUUAUUCGGAUUCAGCAUCAGAAAUUGAGUACGACUCUGUAGGAGCGAGUGAAUUUGACCGCGGUUCUCUCACCCAGCAAACUCGAAUAGAACGACCUCUGGACAUCCUGACACCUGGAUCUGGGAAACCUAUCUAGCUUUUUGUCUCAAGAGCUUUACUCGACUUUUUUCCCUCGAAUCGGAAUUCUGCCUCUAAUUCACAAUUUUCUUCAUCAGAAUUCAACUUUUACGCACUGAAAAUAUCAUAUUCGGAAUCAGCGUCAAAAAUCGAGUUGAAAGAUGUACCUUUUUUUAUCCUAUUCGAUCACUUUGAUUUUUUUUUGAAUUUUCACGCUGAAUAAUUAAUUAUUAAGAUUUUCGUCAAAAAAUGAAAAUCAACGAAAAAUUUUGAAAUAUGUAUUAUUCGACUCGAUUUUUGACGCUGAUUCCGAGUAUGAUAUUUUCAGUGCGUAAAAGUUGAAGUCUGAUGAAGAAAACUGCGAAUUAAGGAUAGCGUUUCGAUUUUUCUCCGUAACGUUGACUUUUUUCAGCGAGUGAACAAAAUUUUACAAAGCCGUUACAUACUUUUAUUCCCUGGCAGUUGACAAUUAAAAUGAUACCUGGAAGUCAAAUAAAGCUCUUGAGACAAAAAGCUAGAUAGGUUUCCCAGAUCCAGAUUUCAGGAUGUCCAGAGGUCGUCCUAUUUGAGCUUGCUGGACGAGAGGACCGCGGUCAAAUUCGCUCGCUCCUACAUAGUCGUACUCAAUUUCUGAUCCGAAUAAAAUAUUUUCAAUAACCUAAAUUACACGCAAACUGACGAAAUCCUCAAUUUUCUUCUUUUUUUUUUUUUUUUUUAAACCCAGCGCACGUGACCAGCUGAAAAUCGCGGCACGCCCC
Messenger RNA from Didymodactylos carnosus, 4475 nucleotides. The record is from the annotation of a GenBank genome assembly. Lineage: Eukaryota; Metazoa; Rotifera; Eurotatoria; Philodinida; Philodinidae.